AGAUAUAUUAUCGUCGCUGUGACCAUGACGCUUCGAAUCCUCAGCGCCGUGAGGCAUCGGCUAAAGGCCCGCUGCGAACUAGCGCGUGCUCGCAUGCAGAUGAGGAACUUGAUGGACUAUGAACUCAUUGGCCGUUACUGUGGACUGCUGCUGUUCCCUUUCGUCAUCUACUGUUGCGUUGGGCAGAUGCAAGGCUACGCCGACGAUCAGAUCCGUGACCGACUUGCUGAUCGGAAGCACGUGCGGUAA
This is a messenger RNA of Leptomonas pyrrhocoris, 249 nucleotides long. RefSeq lists its product as hypothetical. The transcript has a single exon. Lineage: Eukaryota; Euglenozoa; Kinetoplastea; Trypanosomatida; Trypanosomatidae. The record is from RefSeq and is a predicted model, not a curated record. The coding region runs from base 25 to 249 and encodes 74 amino acids.